This is a messenger RNA of Stereum hirsutum FP-91666 SS1, 1343 nucleotides long. RefSeq lists its product as uncharacterized. The transcript is spliced from 8 exons. The record is from RefSeq and is a predicted model, not a curated record. The coding region runs from base 864 to 1343 and encodes 159 amino acids. Lineage: Eukaryota; Fungi; Basidiomycota; Agaricomycetes; Russulales; Stereaceae.
GCUACUUCUUUUUUCUUCGAAAGCUCCAUACUCCCGCUAUGCAACGGCGCGUAGUUGAAGAUGAGAUACUUAACUUUUCAAGCAGCUGACUAUCUGUGUAUUCAGUAUCCUCAAUAGUUGUUGUCGGUGCUCGUGCUCACCUUCGAAGCUUCGGGAUCGAGUACUCGCCGACACCGUCGAACCCACCCUGAUCAACUUCGUCGUAGGUGACGAGCCGGGCCCGCUCACUCCCUACAUCUAUCGUGAACGUCUUUCGAGACUUCUCCCUCUCCCUCUGGCGCCUCUUCUGGCGGUAAUGGGAAUAGAAUUGGAUGCGGAACGGGCGUGUGGAGGUACACAUAGGUAGGUGCUUAUGAUGCUGGUGACAAUUUUGCGGACGUGAGUGAGGAUUCUCGAAGAACGACAACCGCGCAUCACAAAUUUGAGCAUUACUCGAGAAUUAUUACCUUGUUCUUGAAUGUCCACUAGAACGUGAGUGUAUCAGAGUAUAGGAAGCUGAGGUUGCAGGCGAUGGGAUGUGCGGGGUUGACUGCGAUUGCCGUGGAACGAUGAGUGUUCAGGCAGGAUAUCCAAGGCUUCCUGGAGCGGUUAAUCCGAUUACAACACAAGUCGAAUUCGGCGAGGCCACGCUGCCGCACUACACCAUCCCGACCUGGCAAAGUUAUGGCGCUAGAUUACGAGCCUUACCUACCAGCUGUUAUUGCCCAGCUGUUGAAGGCUGCGAGUGUGAAGGCGGAUAUUUCGGGCUGCUGUUCUUCUACGUUAUUCCUUUUUCCGACUUGCUCAUCACUAACUUACGCUUAUUGGUCUACAUAGGAGAGGAAACCGUCCUGGAAUAAAAAGAAGGCUGGUGUACUAUCACCAUGGACGGUAAACAGGCCGUCGACCGGACCCCGGCGAUGGACGAACGCUGCCAGGUAUUCGAGAUACUGGUGAUUCAUGUGCCGAGCUCGAGCUUUCAUCAGCACCGUGGGGUCAAGCAUGCAUGUUCUAUGAUCAUACGUAUCCACAUUUCAUCCGACAAAAAUUCCAACACGCCAACCAAUCGAGAGUUCUCCGCAACCCAGUCCCAGCUCCAACUGAUAACUUCCAUCUCCAUUGAAGCCACCGCUUCCUUCCUCUCCUCGCCUCGUCCUACAAGUCACUCGCGGACACGCCUGCGUCCUCGGCGACCCGUCCUCGCUCCUUCCGCCCACAUCAAUCUCUUCGAUGCUGCACAACGUGCACGGGCCAACAUGCAAGAGCUCAGGAAACGAUGGUCAGAGAAACUUGCUGCGUAUAUGAAUGGAGGAAGUGGCGAUGAAGGGGAUCUGGAUGGAGGAGACAGGAGGAGUGGGUGGUGA